AUGGUCACCCGGCGGCGGGGAGACCACCCGGAGAGCUUCCGGGGCGCGGGGCUGCUCCAGGCCCUGCAGGAGGCGUCCCCCUGCUGGCCCCGGCCCGCGGCUGUGCACCGGCAGCCGUCGGCGCAGCCGCGCAGCCCCGAGGGCGACUUCGUCAUCGUGCCAAUGCCGCCCGACGGCCCGAACGGGGGCAGCCCGCGAGGCCGGGGCGGAGCUGGCGGCCGCGGGGCAGAGGCGGGCAGGCUCUGUGGCGCUGCUGGUGUGCGACGUGGCGGGCGGGCACCUGCCCGGCGGCCUGGGCCAGCCGUGCGGGGUGGAGGUGGUGCUCAGCUUCGGGGAGGCGUGGACACGCACGCCGUGCCAGGAUCGGACACGCAGAAGCGGGUGGAGCGCCUCGCGCAGAAGGACUACUCCGCCGCCGAGAUCGCGGAGGCGUUGGGCGAGGAGGUAGCGGAUGUCGCCCGCUCCUUGCGGAAGAGCAACCACAAUCUGCGCGUGCAGCACAAGCUGUUCUUGCACCUUCGGCCAUCGGACUUUACGGAUUCCUGGCGGAUUCGUUUCUCCAUCGUGUCGGCGAGUAGAGGCAGAAAGGUCCUGGCGGAGGGCAGUUUCCCCCUCUCCGCCUUACUGGAGUCGAGCACGGGCAAGCAGGACGGCGAGGUUGUGUGCAGCUCCGUGGACGGCCACGAAGUGAAGCUCGACGUGGAACUGGGACUGCUUGUCCUCAUCCCGCGCACUGAGGAGGGUGCCGACCAGCAGUGCUCUCCGGGGACAGACGAAUCUGUGUUUCUAGAUGGCCAUCGGGGUGCCCCGAGCAUGCUCAAGCGGCAGACGACGCGCGCUCUGGGGAGCAUCAGCAAGAAAAGCUUCGAGACCUGCUGCAUGAGGGCCCUGCGGUCGCCAUCGGCGAUGACGACGGCGGGUCCGAGGGCGACGGCAUCACCCGCGGGACCCCUGCCCGUCAUUGUCGGCCGCACUCGCAGCCAGGCGGUUUGA
This is a messenger RNA of Prorocentrum cordatum, 993 nucleotides long. The record is from the annotation of a GenBank genome assembly. NCBI's taxonomy places the organism in Eukaryota, Dinophyceae, Prorocentrales, Prorocentraceae.